Messenger RNA from Rhinichthys klamathensis goyatoka, 1219 nucleotides. It is a transcript of the gene aptx, whose product is annotated as aprataxin. Gene Ontology annotation, biological process: single strand break repair; double-strand break repair. Gene Ontology annotation, molecular function: protein binding; single-stranded DNA binding; double-stranded RNA binding. The transcript has 9 exons. Gene Ontology annotation, cellular component: nucleus. Lineage: Eukaryota; Metazoa; Chordata; Actinopteri; Cypriniformes; Leuciscidae. The coding region runs from base 85 to 1104 and encodes 339 amino acids. The record is from RefSeq and is a predicted model, not a curated record.
GUCAUGCGCUGCAGUGUUUUGUUUUGUUUUCACAUAUAACACUUUCUGUUGUAGAUAGCAUAUAAAACACCAGCAGCGGGGGAGAUGCCAGUGUGUUUAAUAGUACGUGAAGAUGAUUCACAUCAUAAACCCAUUCAGCUUCAUCAUCAACAAGCUGUGACUUUGGGUCGAGGACCAGAAACUAAGAUAAAAGACAAAAAGUGCUCAAGAGAACAAGUUGAAUUGAGAGCUGAUUGCAACAGAGGAUUUAUCUCAGUUAAACAGUUGGGUGUGAAUCCUACAUAUGUGGACAAUGUGGUCGUGGGCAAAGGCAAUCAGGUGACCAUAAAGCCGGGCCAGAGACUUUACAUGGUCAACCAGCUGUAUCCAUAUACAGUGAAGUUCACCGAGGAGACGUUCACAGCCCGAUCCGCUGCGGAGGGGAGCAAAGCCUCCAAAAGAUCCCAUCGGAUGAGCUCUGAGGGCAACGGAGAGAAGAGUCCUGCAAAUACUACAUCAUCAUCCGAAGGUUCACCUCCAGCCAAAAAGACACCACCGCCGCCCGGACCUGAUAAAUCAGAAUCUGCUGGCCAUUGGAGCCAAGGGCUUAAAGUGUCAAUGCAGGACCCCAAGAUGCAGGUGUACAAAGAUGACAGGGUGGUGGUCAUCAAGGACAAGUACCCAAAGGCGCGUUACCAUUGGCUGGUUUUGCCGUGGGACUCGAUCUCCAGUCUGAAGGCUCUGCGGCCGGAGCACGUGGACCUGCUCAAGCACAUGCAGCGUGUGGGAGAUCGGAUGGUGCAGCAGUGCCGGGACGCUCACAAACUGCACUUCCGCAUGGGAUAUCACGCCAUCCCCAGCAUGAGUCACGUCCACUUGCACGUAAUCAGCCAAGACUUCGACUCGCCGUGUUUGAAGAACAAGAAGCACUGGAAUUCCUUCACUACAGACUAUUUUGUUGAGUCUCAAGACGUGGUUGCGAUGCUGGAGCGUGAUGGGAAAGUGACGGUGAAGGAAGGUGCUAGUGAACUACUGAAGCUGCCUCUGCGAUGUCACGCGUGUCGUAAAGAGCAGCCGACGAUACCCAAACUCAAAGAGCAUCUCAAAACUCACCUGCCUGCUUAAAGACACCACAGCCCUCUCGUACGGGACAGACACAGUUAUUUUUUCUAGUUUAAAGUUUGUCAAAAUUACAAAUCAUUUUGUAAACAGGCCUUUAGUAAAAUGGAUUUGUUCUGGA